AUGAGUAGCAGUGCGCAGGACGAUGGCUCGAAUGCGGCAGGUUGGCCGAAUAAAAAAGAAGACUACGAGUUACAGGAUGCUAUUGGGAUCGGUGCAACAGCUACUGUCUAUAAGGCACGAUGCAUUCCACGAAACGAACUGUGUGCAAUAAAAUGCAUCAAUUUGGAGAAAUGUCAGACGUCCGUUGACGAACUUUUCCACGAAAUAAAGGCCAUGGCAUUGUGUAUGCACCCGAAUGUUGUCAAGUACCACACAUCAUUUGUUGUUGGCGAGGAACUGUGGGUUGUGAUGCGACUUCUAAACUGUGGGAGCAUGCUGGACAUCUUAAAACGUCGAAUAAAGGCGAUGGGUAAAGAAACAGCUUCAUCAGGUGUUCUGGAUGAAGUAACCAUUGCAACAGUGCUAAAGGAAGUGUUGCGAGGGUUGGAAUACUUCCACAGCAGCGGCCAAAUUCAUCGUGAUAUCAAGGCCGGCAAUAUACUUAUUGCUGAUGAUGGCACUGUUCAAAUAGCCGAUUUUGGUGUGUCGGGAUGGUUGGCGGCAAGUCAGGGAGAUUUGUCAAGACAGAAAGUUCGGCACACAUUCGUUGGGACACCGUGCUGGAUGGCUCCAGAAGUCAUGGAGCAAGUUUCAGGAUAUGAUUUCAAGGCCGAUAUUUGGAGUUUUGGUAUACUAGCAAUUGAGUUAGCCACUGGUACGGCACCCUAUCACAAAUUCCCACCAAUGAAGGUUUUGAUGUUAACGCUUCAAAACGAUCCGCCAAAUUUAGACACUAAUACAGAAAGGAAAGAUCAGUACAAGGCAUACGGGAAAAGUUUUCGCCAUGUAAUCAAGGACUGCCUACAGAAGGAGCCGUCAAAACGACCGACAGCAAGUGAACUUCUUAAAUAUUCGUUCUUCAAGAAAGCCAAGGAUAAGAAGUAUUUGGUGCACGCACUGAUAGAAAACCUUGCGUCCAUGCCACUACCCUCCCAUCAUCAAUCUGAUGCGCCAAAAAAAGUAACGUUUCAUAAAUUCAGAAAUACCACAAGUGGUUAUUUCGACUUUCAGAGUGGGAGAACUUGGCCAUACUGA
Messenger RNA from Gongylonema pulchrum, 1074 nucleotides. NCBI's taxonomy places the organism in Eukaryota, Metazoa, Nematoda, Chromadorea, Rhabditida, Gongylonematidae. The record is from the annotation of a GenBank genome assembly.